CUGAAGGCGAAAUAUUCAACAUUUUACUGAUUACUCUAGUAUUUAUAAAAGAUGGCGACGUUUGAGUAUCAUGGCGUUUCUAUAAUAGAAGAUGUUUUGUAAUCGAUCUGUAUUUUAAUUGUUCAUGAAUUGGAUUAAGUGUUUGUAGAUCUAAGAUAAUUGCAAAUUGUUAAGUUUAAAGUGAUACUUUCAUCUGAUCGUGAAUCUUUGAUGUAUAAAAUUGACGUUGUGGUUUAAUUGAGUGUUACUUUGUAUAAAGAAAACUAAGAAACAGGAACGAAGAGGGUCCGUCGAGAUGUCGUUCCCGCCGCGGCCGCCGCUUGUGCCGUACGGCAUCGCUCCUGGCGUGGUCACCAUGUCAAUGCCUACCCAUGUAAUGGUCGGUGCAUAUGGUACAACAAAUACUGGAGGUCGUGGAGCAUUAUUGCCCGCACCGGGAGCUCCACAGGCGGGGAAAGCUGUCAUUGCCAGAGGUCCAACUCGUAACACGAAUGGUGCUAAAGAUGUUGAAGGACCCCCUGUCACUGUGUUUAUUGGAAAUUUAUCAUCUAGAGCCCCUGACACAAUGAUACGUUCAAUGCUCAAUGCGUGCGGGACUGUACUCACAUGGAAGAGAGUCUCCACUUUUGGGUUCUGUGAAUUUGGAGGUCCGGAAGCUGCUCUCCGAUGUGUUCGACUUCUCAAUGACAGGGAGCUGGGAGACAAGCGCUUGUUGGCUCGUACUGAUGGCAAGAUGCAGGCUCUCGUUGACUCUUACAAGACGGAGCAGCGGUCCCGGCUGGAGGAGGGCGCGGGGGGUGGCGCGGCGGGCGCGGGGGGCGGGUACCUGGACGCGCGGCAGCGGGCGCUGGACGAGGCGGCCGAGGCGCGCCUGCAGCAGAUCGCGGUGGAGUACCAGGACGACAUCAACAACUAUGACAUCAUACAGAAAGAGGAAGCCAUCUCUAAGACGGCGCGCGUGCUGGAGGAGGCCGACAUCUCGGAGGAGAAACGUGACGUCAUCCACCGCGAGAUUGGCAAGUUCCGCGAGAGCAUGAAGGUGAGUGCGUCCCCCGGCCCCCCCGGCCCCCGGCCCCCCCGGCCACACCGCGCCCCGCGCCGCGCGCUCUGUCGCACUGUCGCCGCCGGCCCCUGUGUCUGUGCGGACUGUUGGCUUACUUUGUUCUAUUUAUAUAUUGAUUUGAAUAAUAAAUUGAUAUUGUAUCCUCAAUAUAACAAACACACCACUGUUUUUAGUCAUCACAAAUAUAAUACAGAGAUUGAUAUAGGGAUUUGGCGCGCGGCGCCGCACUGGCUGUGCGGGGCGGGCGGCGCCCUGACCUAUCCGUCGGCGACAUCGCGGGACACGUCGCGGGAUCCCACUGGCGCGAGCCGUCGCCUCGUCACGUCGUCCCCGACCCUCGGACCCCAUAGUAAGUACCGCCCGACCGCGCCUCCCUCUACCCGCGACAUGAAGAGAGAACUAACGUCACCAACGACGGUUGCAAGGAAACUGAAUCUUUGUGCAGAGCCUGAAGUAGGAGCAAGUGACUUCGCGCCGGAGGAGGCCGACGUGAUUGGCAGAAGGAAAAAAGACCCCAAGGACGAAAAGGACAAGGAAAAAGACAAAGACAGAGAAAGAGAGAGGGAGAAGGAUCGCGAUCGUGAGCGCGACAAGGAAAGAGAUAGAGAACGAGACAGAGACAGGGAGAAGGAUCGCCGCAGGAGAAGCGCCUCCAGGAGUAAGGACCGGCGCGAAGACCGCGACAAGGACAGGGAACGAGACGAGCGAGAGAGGGAUAGAGAGCGGGAGAGAGAACGGGAAAGAGAGCGAGAAAGGGAGCGAGAAAGAGACAGAGAGAGAGAGCGCGAGCGCGAGCGGGAGCGGGAGAGGGAACGAGAACGCGAGCGCGAGCGAGAGCGGGAGCGGGAGCGGGAGAGGUCCCGGUCGCGAGAGCGGGGGCGGAGCGAGGUGGACGCCAGGAGGGACAAGGAGAUGGAAGAGGAAGCGCGGGACAGGAAGAGACUCGACAAGAAGGCCAAGGAGAAGGAGGCCGCCUACCAGGAGAGGUUGCGGAACUGGGAGGGACGAGAGCGGCGCAAAGCUAAAGAUUAUGAGAAAGAAAAAGAGAGGGAGCGAGUCCGCGAGGAAGAGAGGGAGAGAGAGGCCAAACGACUUAAGGAGUUCCUGGAAGAUUAUGACGACGAGAGAGAUGAUCACAAAUAUUACAAAGGCAAGGAGCUGCAGCGGCGGCUGAGUGGGCGCGUGCGCGAGGCAGAGGGCGACUCGCGCGAGCGGCGCCGCGAGCAGGACGAGCUGGACGCGCUCCGGGACCACUACUUCCGCGACCGCCCGCCCGACGACCGCGCCGCCCUCGCCGCCUACGCGCGCGCCCGCCGACAGCACGAGCACAUGUACGCGCCGCCCGCCCCGCCGCCGCGCGCCCGCCCGCCGCCCUCGCCGCGUUCCCCGCCGCCGCACUCUCCACCGCGCUCCCCGCCGCGCUCUCCGCCGCACUCGCCGCCGCGCUCGCCGCCGCAAGCGCUCUCCGACGACAGCGACGGCGCGUGCUCGGAGGCGGGCUCCACGCCCCCCCCACCGGCGGCCCCCCGCGCGCCCUCGUCGCCCCCCGCCGCGCCCCCCGCGCCGCACCGCCACAAGCACCGCCACCGCCCGCACACGCCGCCGUGCCACCUCACGGAGCGCCGGCGCCGCUCGCGGGACCGCACCGACGACAGCAGCGACGGCGGCACCACACCGCCGCGGCCCCCCUCGCCGGCCAGCGGGGGGGCCACCGGGGGGGACAGGACGCAUAGCGGCGCUUCGGGCUCCAACUCUCCGCUGACGAUAAGCUUCCGGAACCGCCGCAGCCCCAUCAGCGUGGACCGCACGCCCGACGGAGCGGGCGCGGAGGGCCGGGUGCGCCGCCCGCACGCCGCCUUCGCGCAGGACGACGACGACGCGCCGCUCAAAGAGAAAAAAGACAAAGAAAAAGCGGACAAAGAAAAGAAGAAGAACAGUGACGGAGACAAGGAGAACAAGAGCUCCGAGGAGAAACGGAAACACAUCAAGAGUCUCAUCGACAAGAUCCCCACGCAGAAGGAACAACUGUUCCAGUACAAACUGGACGCCUCGCAGGUAGCGUAGCUCGCNUCUGUCACUGUAAUAAUUAUAAUUUCAGAAGAGAAAAAAGACAAAGAAAAAGCGGACAAAGAAAAGAAGAAGAACAGUGACGGAGACAAGGAGAACAAGAGCUCCGAGGAGAAACGGAAACACAUCAAGAGUCUCAUCGACAAGAUCCCCACGCAGAAGGAACAACUGUUCCAGUACAAACUGGACGCCUCGCAGAUCGAUAACACGCUCAUGGAGAAGAAGAUACGUCCGUGGAUCAACAAGAAGAUCAUAGAGUACAUCGGCGAGCCGGAGCCCACCCUCGUCGACUUCAUCUGCAGCAAAGUGCUCGCCGGCUCCGCGCCCCAGGGAGUGCUCGACGACGUGCAGAUGGUGCUGGACGAGGAGGCUGAGGUGUUCGUGGUGAAGAUGUGGCGGCUGCUCAUCUACGAGCUGGAGGCCAAGCGCGCCGGCCUGCACAAGUGAGCGACGCACAGACGGACUCUCUGUAAACUAAUGUAUGGUUAUCUUUUGAAAUAAAACUAUUUUUGUA
Bombyx mandarina (wild silkworm) is the source of this 3644-nucleotide messenger RNA. Its product is annotated as RNA-binding protein 25-like. The record is from RefSeq and is a predicted model, not a curated record. NCBI's taxonomy places the organism in Eukaryota, Metazoa, Arthropoda, Insecta, Lepidoptera, Bombycidae.